This is a messenger RNA of Wyeomyia smithii (pitcher-plant mosquito), 798 nucleotides long. RefSeq names its product phosphomevalonate kinase. Gene Ontology annotation, cellular component: cytoplasm. The record is from RefSeq and is a predicted model, not a curated record. Bases 134 to 691 code for a protein of 185 amino acids. NCBI's taxonomy places the organism in Eukaryota, Metazoa, Arthropoda, Insecta, Diptera, Culicidae. The transcript has 2 exons. Gene Ontology annotation, molecular function: phosphomevalonate kinase activity. Gene Ontology annotation, biological process: isopentenyl diphosphate biosynthetic process, mevalonate pathway; cholesterol biosynthetic process.
UGCUAACAUUCAAAAUGAACUUAUCAUUUAGCAUGUUCAUUUUAGUUCACAUAUCUGAAUGUAAACAACUUAUAUCUCAGUACAAUCCAUUUUUUGUAUAUUUAAUUCAAAAAUUAAUUAGUUAACUAUAGCAAUGUCUGAGAAACCUCGAGUGGUGUUACUGUUCUCCGGUAAACGUAAAAGUGGUAAAGAUUUCCUGACAGAUCGGCUGCUACAACGGCUUACCGAUAAAUGCGCCCAGAUCAUUCGUAUUUCGGAACCGAUCAAGCGAAGCUGGGCGGAAAAACUAGGCCUAGACUUGCAGGAGCUGCUCGGAGAUGGUCCGUACAAGGAACGCUACCGACGGGAGAUGAUCGAGUGGAGUGAUCAAAAACGGCGAGAGGAUGCUGGAUUCUUUUGCCGGCAGGCUUGUGCAGCAGUGGACAGGGAUAUUUGUAUCGUUAGUGACGUCCGGAGGAAAACGGAUCUGCACUUUUUCAGGGAAACAUACGGAGAACGCGCGAAAACAGUGCGGAUUGUGGCUAGUGAGAGAACGCGAAACGAUCGUGGUUUUACAUUCCAAGAAGGCGUUGAUGAUGUUCAGUCCGAAUGUGAUUUGGAUGAUGUUACCAGUUGGGAUUUGGUAGUGCACAAUGAAACCGAUACAGAUGUGGACGAUAUCCUGGAUAAAAUCGAAAAGUUGUUCUGUUGAAGUUAUUCGUAUUCAAAGAGAUUUCAGGGUUAUUUAUUGAAAGUCUAAUUAAUUUAGGUAUUUAAUUUAGCAGUAAUUUCAUAGACAAUUAGUUUUUUUUUCAAACA